Molecule: messenger RNA, 1462 nt
Organism: Drosophila yakuba
Lineage: Eukaryota; Metazoa; Arthropoda; Insecta; Diptera; Drosophilidae
Product: androgen-induced gene 1 protein
Exons: 2
Coding region: 67-894 (275 amino acids)
Cellular component (GO): endomembrane system; membrane
Source: RefSeq, a predicted model, not a curated record
UUUAUUUGUUUUGUUUUUGCUCAGCUUGCGGCGCCUUUGCGACCCAACAUUCCAAUAUUGGCUAAAAUGGGCAAGAGCAGGAAGCAGGUGCGCGAGCUCAACGCCGCCAAGGAGGCGGUCGAGGCCACUAAAGUCCAGCUGGACACUUGCAACGAUGCAUACACGAGCGGCGCCUUCAAAUACCUGAGAUUCCUCGUCCAUCUGCUGGCGGCAGCACAGUUCUCGUAUGGCAUAUACUUCCACUACUUCCGAGUACACUGGCCCACGGAUUUGCUGGACGAGGAUGAGCUGAAGGCGCGCUGGGGCGGCAAGUUCAAGUACCUCACCUUCCUGGACGUCAUUCUGCAGGCCAUCUACCACUCGCUGGCUCUGCUGAACGAUCUCUUCGGCGAUAACAAGGUCUCCGGAGACUCAAAGUCCAUGUUGCGGUCGGCGAGGGACUACGUGUUCGCCGCCUUUGCCUUCCCCGUCGCACACAAUGUGUGUCUCUCGUUUUGGGUCAUCUACGUUUGGGACCGUGAGCUCAUCUUUCCCUCGGCGCUGGAUGCGAUUUUCCCCAGCUGGCUGAACCACGUGGUGCACACGAACGUGGCCCUUCUGGCCAUUAUGGACCUGUUUACCUGCUUCCGCCGCUAUCCGAGUCGACUGGCCGGCAUCACGGGCAACGUCUCCUUCAUCUUGCUCUACAUCAUCUGGCUGCACAUCGUGCGAUACUUCAGUGGCGAGUGGGUGUACCCUAUUCUGGAGGUGCUGCCCGUAUACCUGCGAUACGUGUUCUUGGCACUGCUGGUGGGUUUCAACCUGGUUUGCUAUCUGCUCGGGGAGUUCGCCAACAAGAUCGUCUGGGGUCCGGAGUUUAAGCUGCUGAAUCAGCAGAAAGUGAAGCAGGGCUAGGACUCGAGGAUUUAAAAUCGUUUAUUUAGUUACACAAAAGUAUGACAUAUUUUGUAAACUUGAAGGCACUUUUUGAGGUACGAUUUGUGUGCCCAAAAGGCUUAUUUAUAUCGUACUUAAUUGUAUAAUCUACAGUCUAAUUCUAAGUCCUGUACCCACGGCAAAGGAAAAUAAUGAAAAUAAAUUAUUAUCCUCUUUGGCAUUUACUUUGGCGUGAGUACCAGGAUUAAGGAAGCAGUUAUUCACAAACGUACACAGAGAUUCGAAUGCUUACAAGCUAGAUGGGAAGAUGAAUUUGUAAAAUAAAGUUUUCAGCUUAGUGACUAUGAGUAUUCGUAAUUCGUAGUUCUAGUUUCGCUCAGUCUGUUCAAGUAAUUAAUUAAGAAGAAUCUAAAUGUUUAUCGCAUGUAAGCUGCAUACAAAUUAUAAGGUUUGCAUGCUCUGGUUUUUGUUCUUCCUAAAUUUCGUUGUAAUAUCAUACUUGUUUGUUGUAAAUAUCAUUUGGGUUUCCAAUUCUUCUGAAGCAAUAAAUUCUUACAAAUUGUUGAACAGUUUGAAUUAACAAUAA